Molecule: messenger RNA, 2892 nt
Organism: Penaeus monodon (black tiger shrimp)
Lineage: Eukaryota; Metazoa; Arthropoda; Malacostraca; Decapoda; Penaeidae
Product: pyridoxal-dependent decarboxylase domain-containing protein 1-like
Exons: 18
Coding region: 282-2789 (835 amino acids)
Biological process (GO): carboxylic acid metabolic process
Cellular component (GO): intracellular membrane-bounded organelle
Molecular function (GO): pyridoxal phosphate binding; carbon-carbon lyase activity
Source: RefSeq, a predicted model, not a curated record
AGUUCCUGCCUGGCGCCGCAGCUGCCACGCAACCUCGUUCGUCGUCGUCGCGGCGGCUCCCUAUUUCCAUUUCCACCUAUUUCCACCUAUUUCCCUUCCUCUCUUGCUCGCGUGGCCAUGGAACCCACUCAGGAGGAAGCCAAGAGAGAGGUAGAAUCUGCGGAGGAGCAGGAAAACUAAUCACAAAAAAAGAAAGGAUUGGAAAGGAAAGGAAAGGAAACAUAAAAAGGCAUAGAAAUAUACAAUAGGAGAAAAUAGAAGGACAAGAGGCAGCGGAAACAAUGGCUGGAGAAGAGAAACAGCGCGAGACAGAAGUCAAAGGCGAAGAGCCAAAGGAACUGACAGUUGAUAAACCAAAGGCAGAAGCACCUACCACAGAGGAACCCACCAAAGAGGAGGCAGGCGAGCAGACCCCAGAGAAGGUUCAGGCUGAGGAACCGGCGCCUGCAAAGGCCGAACAGCAGGAAGCAGAGGAGGAGGAGGAGGGUCAAAAUGACAAUGAGGAGGAAGAGGAGGAGGAAGAGGAGGUGGAGGAUGUAUUUGGGGCUCUUUCAACCUUCUCUGCAGAGAUGUUCGCAGCUCUGGGGUCGCCUGCAGAGCCCUUGCCCCCAGAGGAGAGGCAGCCACGACCCCUGGCACUUAACGGCCACGACCCCUUACACACCACCAGGCUGUUACAGGACCUGAUUACUUAUGACGAUGAGGAACCAGAUGUAACCUAUGGCCUGGGCCCCCUUGACAACCAUGGCCGAUUAGCUGCUGUCUCCCACUUGCUGGCAGCUUUGGUGACGACACUUGACCCGCAGCAUCUUAGGCGGCUUGCAACUAGGGUCAUGUCAGACUCCUGCUUGUGGGUCUCCAGAUUAUUCAGAUACUUUGACUCGACAGCAUAUAUCCACGAGGAUGUGCGUGAGGGUGUGGUGCGUGUAUGCCGCAUGCUGCUCCAUACGCGCUACCCCAAGUAUGCAGCAGAUGGCUACGAGGCACUUUAUGCCAGACCUCCAGUUAUCUACACCAGCAGCACUGUCAGACCUGGGUUGCCUCAACACAUUGCAGCCAUGCUUGGUUUGGGGUCUGGCUGUGUGCGAGUUGUUCCCUGCAAUACAGUUGUGGGGUCACCAGUUGCCAUGGACACAGCAGCCCUUGAUCGCAUGAUGGCAGAAGAUUUGGCAGCACAAAAGAAGCCUCUGCUUGUCAUUGCAAAUGUUGGUGGUGGAGCCGUAGGAGGUGUAGACAAUGUCGGCCGCAUCCAAGAACUGUGCAACACACAUGAGGCUUGGCUUCAUGUAGAGGGGCAUGCUCUGGCAGCACUUACACUGCCCAAUGCACCUAAUUUGCCUGCAAAAGUAGCUGACAGCAUGACCUUGCCUCUUUCCCUGUGGCUCGGGAUUCCCUCACUCCCAUAUGUUACCCUAUACAAAGCCUAUGAGACCUCGGCCGUUCAUGCAGCGGGUCUGACGGCACUCAGCCUGCACGUGCGAUUGUCGUGUCUUCCUCUCUGGACCACAUUACAGACCUUAGGCCAGACUGGAGUGAUAUCGCGGUUCCAGCACGCCUUUGAGCUUAGCCAGUAUCUGCAGCAGCAUCUCGCCACUUUACCACGGAUUCGCCUCUUUAGUCCAGUUCCCCCCGAGGGCACAGCAAUCACCAUUCAGGAUCUAGUCACCAAGCCCGUCAGCACUGCACAACUCCUAGAAACAGUGAGUGGGUCGGUUGUGUUCCAGUACGUUGAUGAGACAAACACAGGUGGCAAGAAUUCUGAGUAUUACGACAAUUUGAAUUCAUGGCUGGGGCAGGUUGUCCGACGUGAUCUAGGCAGCAUCCCCCUAGAGCUGGUGCAGCUGGAUACGGCUGGCCUUGUCCUGCGCUGGAGCCCCAUGGAAGGGCCUGAGACCUAUCACAUCACUCUCGCACAUGUUGAUCACCUCAUUCACUCCCUUCACCAUCAGCUAGACAUCCUCAAUGCCACUGUCAAGCAGCGCAAGGCCUUCACAGAGCUAGUGUCAUCUGCGAGUAACCUGCAGCUGGCUGAGAUCCCUGGCUGGGCUGGCCUAGGGGGUGUGCGCUACAUCCCAGACAUCUGGCUGGCACAGGAGGUGCUAGCAGACUCCGCAAAGGAGGACAUCAAUGCACUCAACGUCCAUCUAGUCUCCCAGCUCAAGGCCACUGAUUCAGCAUUCUCUCUUGGUGAAGCUGCAGAUGGAGUCAAUUGUGUGCGGUUCGGAAUGGUUACUGCAGAGACGGACAUCUCUGAGCUCCUAUCCCUUGUGAUCUCAACGGGUAGGGAGAUUGAAACGUCCUCCAAGUUCUUGGAUCAGAUGACAGACAUCGUGAGAAAAGGUAUUGAGGCAGCAACAGAAGACCUGAAGCGUGAGAAUGAUGAAAGGCUGUGGCAGGAAGGUAUCCUCCGCCAUGUGCCCAUAGUUGGUUCUGUUUACAAUUGGUUCUCACCACCACCGCCUCCAGGGAUCAAGGGACGUACGCUAGACCUGACUGCAGGAGUCUUAGAGAGUACAGAGAAUAUUUACCGAUAUCACAUGCAGAUCCGACAUGGCACGGCGCCAACACGCUCGGAGACAAAGCUUCCUCCAGCGCCAUCUGUACAGACCCCAGUGACGCCCUCAGCCUCUUCCCCAUCACACUCACGGUCAAGCUCCACCACCUCCGCCUUGGCCCCUGGCUCCACCCACUCGCGGCAGGCAUCUGAUCAGCCCGCUGUCACGCCAGACUCGAAGACAGAGCAAGGCGUGCCACCUGUUGCGGCGAAUGGCAUUAUGCCAUCAGCAUAGAGUUAGCUUUAAAGCCUGAGGUAGAACUGUAGUAUUUAAUUAUUGCUAAUUAUAAUGAUUAAUAACAAGAUUAUUCAUGGUCAUCCUUGACCAUUUCAUUAAU